Blastocystis hominis is the source of this 1248-nucleotide messenger RNA. RefSeq lists its product as hypothetical. NCBI's taxonomy places the organism in Eukaryota, Bigyra, Opalinata, Blastocystidae. Bases 1 to 1248 code for a protein of 415 amino acids. Gene Ontology annotation, cellular component: microtubule; kinesin complex. Gene Ontology annotation, molecular function: ATP binding; microtubule binding; ATP hydrolysis activity. Gene Ontology annotation, biological process: microtubule-based movement. The transcript has 9 exons. The record is from RefSeq and is a predicted model, not a curated record.
AUGCAAGACAACAAGGAAUUAUUGCUUGUUUUUCGAAUUCGCCCUCAGAGUUCAGGAGUGCUUGAUUUGAUUCCUUCAUUUCAAAAGAAAUCAAACACCCUCUUGCAUUAUUAUCACGAGGGAAAGAGAACCGAGGAUUUUCCAUGUGACCUUAUUCUUGAUCCUGUUGUUGAUUUAGAUUUGUUUUCCAAAAAGAAUUCGUUGCUACUGCUCUAUGGGAACACAGGAAGUGGUAAAACCUAUAGCAUUCACGGAGAUAGUCAUCAUGAAGGCAUUUUGCUCCAUUCCCUUCGUCGGAUCUUCGAAAUCUCGCGUCAGCAAAACGAGAACUACUUUGUCAAGCUCUCUGUGAUCGGGGUCUACGAGGAAUCGUCAGUCGAUCUUCUUGGUGCUACCGCCCAGCCGAAAGGAGCCUACUCUCCGUCGAACAAUCCCAUCUACAUCGAGCAGCGCGUGAUGUCCUUCCAGCAAGGCCGGUCGUUCCUCGACAAAUCCCAACAAAACCAGUGCGAGUUCGAGACGCGCGAGCGUUUUUCCGCCGCCGACGCGCACAUUCUCUACGUUCUCCGUCUCAUCCAAUGUACCUCCCGCGGUUCUCUCACCCGCCCAGACGUCAACGGCAUGGAACGCCCCGUGGGGGUGCUGCGGAUCGUCGAUCUGGCGGGGUGCGAGUCGAGCAAGACGGUGAACAACCGCGGGCAGAUCGUCUUCGUGCCCAAGCGGAGCUCCGUCUCGCUGCAGAUGCUGCUGAAGUGCCUCGCGACGAUGUUCGCAGCGCCCGUGCGCGCGGAGAGAGCGGCUCAUAGCCUGUCGGUCAGCACGUUCCACUUCUGCCAGCUCACCGUGCUGCUCAAAGAUCACUUCUUCGCGAAGAGCCCGGGGAACGUGGUCCUCAUCCACACGGUGGCCAAUGAGACGCGAGACGUCGACGCCGAGGCACGUGCGCUGAUUUCUCUGCUGCCAAUCCUGCCAAAAAAAGAAGGGAUUUCGGAGACAGACGGAGAAGAACCGUGCGUGCUGUGUCCAGCCUGCACGAAGAAAAGGGAGUUGCUGGAAGAGCAGAUCCGCGAAAAGGUCGUUAAAGAGGUUUUGAAAAGACGACGAACUGAAUCGACGCAGAUUCCCCAGAAAUCGGGGCUUUUUUUGGAGAUCCAGAGUAUGAUGGAAACCACGCAAUUAGGGGAGUUACUUCGGCGUUACGACGAAGAUAUGCUGUAUGUCACGGCGGAAUUGGAGAGCAAAACGUAG